Molecule: messenger RNA, 4590 nt
Organism: Labeo rohita (rohu)
Lineage: Eukaryota; Metazoa; Chordata; Actinopteri; Cypriniformes; Cyprinidae
Gene: kcnb2b
Product: potassium voltage-gated channel subfamily B member 2b
Exons: 3
Coding region: 328-2847 (839 amino acids)
Biological process (GO): protein homooligomerization; potassium ion transmembrane transport
Cellular component (GO): voltage-gated potassium channel complex; membrane
Molecular function (GO): protein binding; delayed rectifier potassium channel activity; carbonate dehydratase activity
Source: RefSeq, a predicted model, not a curated record
GAAGGAGAGCUCUUUUAGUCACAGAGAUUUCCCGCUGUUCUGUGAGAUCUCCUCACUAUUUUCAUGUUCAACAAAAUGUGGAACACAUGUCCGGUCAUAACUGAAGCCUCCGUUGAGAGCUAGGAACCUUAAAGGAAACCCGCAGGCGUCUUUUCUCCCGUUUGCGCACACAGCGGUUUGUAUAUGCAAACGGUGGUUUACUUCAGGAAGCCAUGGAGGGACUCGUCUAAGGAGGACCCAACAUAAUCAUCUAUUUCCAGUUAUCUUCUGGUUGAUUUUUAUCCUUACACCUCUUCCUGGCAAGAGCCGCCCAUCUCCUUGUGCGCAAUGGCAGAGAAGACCGGACUUGGCGUUCCGAAACCUGGAGGCAGAUCUGCGACUUCGCUUCCGCCCGAGCCUAUCGAGAUCAUCCGGACCAAGGCCCGCUCCAGGAGGGUUCGUCUCAACGUCGGGGGCCUCAACCAUGAGGUCUUAUGGCGGACCUUGGACCGGCUUCCUAGAACCAGAUUAGGCAAGCUCAGAGACUGUAACACCCACGAGUCUCUAAUGGAGGUGUGCGACGACUACUGCCUGAAUGAGAACGAGUACUUCUUUGAUAGACACCCUGGUGCGUUCACGUCCAUCUUGAAUUUUUACAGAACUGGAAAGCUGCACAUGAUGGAGGAAAUGUGCGCUCUGUCGUUUGGGCAAGAGCUUGAUUAUUGGGGCAUCGAUGAAAUCUACCUGGAGUCGUGCUGCCAGGCUCGCUACCAUCAGAAGAAAGAGCAGAUGAAUGAGGAGCUGAGGAGAGAGGCAGAGACUUUGAGAGAGAGGGAAGGAGAGGGGGAAUUUGAUAACACCUGCUGCCCAGACAAGAGGAAGAAACUUUGGGAUCUUUUGGAGAAGCCAAGUUCCUCAGUUGCUGCUAAGAUACUGGCCAUCAUAUCCAUUCUGUUCAUCGUUCUUUCAACUGUUGCACUUUCCCUUAACACCUUGCCCGAACUCCAAGUGACAGACGAAUUUGGCCAAGCCAAUGACAAUCCUCAACUCGCUCACGUUGAAGCCGUGUGCAUUGCAUGGUUUACAAUGGAGUAUCUCCUGCGCUUCCUGUCAUCUCCAAAUAAGUGGAAAUUCUUCAAAGGGCCGCUAAAUGUCAUUGACUUAUUAGCUAUAUUACCCUACUACGUUACUAUUUUUCUGACCGAGUCUAACAAAAGCGUGCUGCAGUUCCAGAACGUGAGGAGGGUAGUGCAGAUAUUCCGCAUCAUGAGAAUAUUGAGGAUUCUGAAGUUGGCGAGACAUUCAACAGGACUGCAAUCUCUCGGAUUCACCCUCAGGCGCAGCUACAAUGAGCUCGGCUUACUCAUAUUGUUCUUAGCCAUGGGAAUUAUGAUAUUCUCAAGUUUGGUCUUCUUUGCAGAGAAGGACGAGGAUGCAACCAAAUUCACCAGCAUCCCAGCUUCGUUUUGGUGGGCUACAAUCACUAUGACUACAGUGGGCUAUGGUGAUAUUUACCCACAGACUCUGCUUGGCAAAAUAGUCGGAGGACUUUGCUGCAUUGCUGGUGUGCUGGUCAUUGCCUUACCCAUCCCUAUUAUUGUGAAUAACUUCUCCGAGUUCUACAAGGAGCAGAAACGACAGGAGAAAGCCAUCAAGAGAAGAGAGGCCUUAGAGCGAGCCAAGAGAAAUGGCAGCAUUGUCUCAAUGAACCUGAAAGAUGCCUUCGCACGAAGUAUGGAGCUAAUGGAUGUCGCCGUGGACAAAAAUGAUGAUAAACGGCCAAUGGACAACCACCUUUCUCCAAGUCGAUGGGGAGUUCCACAGCGCACAUCCUCAGAUACCAGCCUCAGAUCCUUUGACAAGAAGUUUCCCGACAGCGGGCCAAACGGCUCACGGGAAUAUGUCAGAACGCCAAGUCCGCAACAUCUGAAUGCUCAGAAACUGGAGGAAAUGUAUAAUCAGAUGACAAAGACACAGUCCUUUUCGGAUCUCAAUGCAAUCAACAGCACAGAACCAGCAGCUGUGUCAAACCAUGAGGUAGAGUUCGAGAUGAGGGAAGUCCCGACGGCCACCGAACGGCAGCCCAAGGAAAGAGCCAUCACCGAUAUUAGAAGCAUAUCAAGUGUUGACAGCUUUGCGAGUUGCACCGCUGAAUUUGGACAAGGUGAGAAGAUGUCCAACCCUUCUUAUACAGCAGAGCAGAUUCAGCAAAGGCAACCGAAAGUACCUCCGCACCUUCACCUCGGCCAGCUGACGCCCUCUGAUAUGAGUCCUGAGGAGAACUCUGAGACUCUCAAUCUAGACAUUAACAAGCGACCAGAUGGUGAAAACUUCAAUGAGGUUAUAGAGAACAUUAGAAGCUCCAUUCGAGGCACAAAUCAGAAGACAAAAGGCCUCAAAGUCAACUUCAUAGAAACGCCAGAAGACGCUCCUCUGACACCGCCCAACACAUCUUCACCACAGGAUAUCAACAAUAGUCUUCUGGAAGAUGACUCCCCGGAGGGAGAGUGCUCUCCUCUUUGUUCAGAUUCGGAAAUGCUGGGUAGCAUCCCAUUGAAAGGCUUGGUUCUUUCUCCGAAGAUGCUAGCCGGCGGGUACCAUCCUGGGGAGACGGCGCUGCUUCUGGGGAACCUGGAGGAACAGGAUUACCCUGAGGAACAGAACCAAAUGGAAGUGGCUUCGGCAGCCAUCUCCUCACCCAAACUAGCAGCCCAGAACUGCACUCAAGUGGUAGUCGGUGGUAGUGGAGAAGAAAAGCCAGACUCUAACCAAAGUGAACACAAGGUAGAGAACCACAUGUUUACGCCGGAGAUUCAUCUAAUGCCAGGCGAUGGCAAUCUCUCGCCAUCUUGCGAAACUGGUAUGUGACUCUGGCUUGACAUUCGGACAGAGUGGAGCGCACUGGUGGAGAAAAGGGCACGAGAUGUGGUCUGAAAGAUAUUUUUGCAUGGCAUGAAAAGUCCCUUGUAAUUGUGUCAUUGUCAAUAACGCAAACGAGACUGCAGUUUCUUGCAGACGAGACCUGGAGGACACGGGCGCAAACGAGAGGCUUGUUUAGAAUGUAUUUAACCAACAAUGAGGACAUUGUUGACCUACCUGUACAUUUUACCUUUUCACUUGUUAAUUAUUUUAUAGAGACAGUCAGAACCGUAGAGGGAAAGAUCUACAAGAGCAUGCAUAUUAACAAAGCUGUUUUACGGUGCUUAGUUUGCUGAGAGCACUCCACGGUAAAUAUACAGACUACAGCAAUGACAAUGCACAUAGCCACAGAGGGCAUAGUAGAUGUCAAAGGGUUUUCGUUAGCCUUUUUUCCGUUUUAAUGAGGGAAUUUUCAUCAAAGACUGUGAAAAGUGAGCUGCAAAGUAGCGACGUAUUGAAACAUAUCAUGACUUUCUGUAGAAAUGCAAUGUGUACCUAAUGCAGAUGUGUUUGUUUUAAGAUUUAGGAAUGGUCUAUAAUGUCACAUAUUUAUUUUGGAAUUUUAUUUAUUUUCUGGUUUGGUACUCAAAUUAGCAGCAUCAAAAUCUCAAUUUAAUGACCAGAUGAAAUGCACCACUUUAUUCUUGAUAUCAGAGUUGCAUAUACACCUGUAGUUGCCAAAUGAGAAUAGCAAUCAGAUAAUAUACAGUAGAUGUAAAUGCAAAUUAUAUACUGAAUAUUACGCAUCGCGAUAGCGAUGCCAGGAUAGAGUUAGAUGUCAAAAAGAAGGUUUUAGGUAAACAUAUAUCAUGGGUACAGCAGGUAUGUAUGUCUUAACUUAUCUUUACAUACUCAAUUUAAGAAAAGCUAGUCUACAUAGUGGUAUUAGAGUAAUUUAACCAUCAAAUUAGUGGUUCUGGUCAUUAAAACCUAAUGUUGUUCACAUAUUUCCCUGUUAAAACUCAAAAACCCUGUCCACAUAGUAAUGCUAUAUUUACUUGUAAAAGGACCAAAACACAGUUUUCAUUUACACACAGAAAUCAAACUUAAUCAUUUUUUUCAUUUGACGAGAGUACAGUAGUGUAAAUGCCACUACAGUUUUAAUUUUUCACAUGAGUUGUUUCAUUAUUAUUCAUAUUUCACCAUAUCUGUAUCAUUCAGAUGCCUGACCUUUGAGUCAUUUCUUAACAGCAACUCACAUUUGUCUGGUUCUACUGAGUAUUCAAGAAUAUUUUGUGCUCUUUUGAGUUCUGUAUUAUCAUCUGGCCGACAUGUUUUUCCUGUCACCUAAAGAGAAUAUCCAUUUUAUGUUGCCUUUAUUCCAAGAUUGCUGGAAAUAUAUGUAUAUUACUUGCUUUGGCAUGGCGGUUGGCUGAUUGUUCAAAAUGUACAUUGUGUUUGGAGAAAUCACACAAUCUGAAUGGGCCGAAUGAGGAUUGUGAAAAAGACAAGGAGGAGGAGGAACUCAAGACUUCAGCUGGCUCUUGCGGUUACGCUAUGGUGGAAAGUGCAAUACAGCAUACUGCAAUCUAUGCAGGCCAAGAAUUGUGGCACUUUAUUUACAGUCUAAUGGAUUUGUAAGUGUACAGGCAGAGACUUCAAUUGUAUUUUUCAAAUGAUAUAUCUUUAAUAUUUGAAAUAUCAGUGUUACCACUCAAAAAAAAAAAGAUUUGACGUUCGUGGCUGUCAGAA